Striga asiatica is the source of this 989-nucleotide messenger RNA. The record is from the annotation of a GenBank genome assembly. NCBI's taxonomy places the organism in Eukaryota, Viridiplantae, Streptophyta, Magnoliopsida, Lamiales, Orobanchaceae.
AGGUCCCGAAAGAUCAAAAAAUUAUCGACUACGUUUCCUCCCGUUUUCGAGCUCCUCUGAAACAAGAAAACAUGAAUCAGAAAACGCAUCUCAGUUUUAACCUCAAAGAAGAGUUUUUUAACAGUCUUCCCAAGGAUUAUUUACAAAACUGGCUCCCUCCACUUCACCACUAUACUAAUUUUCCACCCCAAGUGCCCAAACUGAGCAACUACUCCAGCUUCGAAGGAUCACCCACUAGCUCGAGUCUUUCGAACGAGCACCAAUUGGUCAAAGUGGGUCCCGCACACAAGCUUCCUGAUAUGGUACAUGAGAAAGCUAGCAAUGAAUAUAUGGACUUGCCAAGAAGCAAUCUCAGGUUAAAAAGGAAGAAAUGCACGACGGUCGUGAAAGAGAAUGAGUGUGUGGAAAUCAUGCAGAAAGGAGAAAAGGGAGUUUACAAGUCGAAAAAUCUCAUGACCGAGAGAAACCGGAGGAAGAGGAUCAAAGAUGGCAUGUUUGCCCUUCGUGCAUUAGUACCCAAGAUUUCGAAGAUGGAUCGAGUUUCAACAUUGGGUGAUGCAGCCGAGUACAUAAAGGAGUUGCAAGAGACUAUCGAUGGCUAUCAAGACGAACUCCAAGCAAUGGAAGAAAAUGAAUGCAAAAAUGUUAUUGCUAAACCAAACCCCACAAUGUCGAUCAAGGAAUGUUCAGAGAAGAAAGCAUCAAUUGAGGCACGAGUCGAAGUGAACCAACUCGGGAAUAAAGAGUUCUUGGUGAAGGUUGUGUGCAUGCAAAAGAGAGGUGGUUUUUCAAGGUUGAUUGAGGCAUUGGAUUCCUUAGGGCUUUGGAUUACAGAUGCAAAUGCCACCACAUUCAACAGCGCUGUACUGAAUGUUCUCAAAGUUGAGAAUGGAGGUGGAGCCGAAUACUCUGAAGCAUUCACUGUACCAGCUGGUGAGUUGAGACGCUUAAUCGAGACUAUUGAAGUCGAGAAGGCGAACAAGAAAUAG